Pygocentrus nattereri (red-bellied piranha) is the source of this 2059-nucleotide messenger RNA. Its product is annotated as piggyBac transposable element-derived protein 4-like. The coding region runs from base 74 to 2047 and encodes 657 amino acids. The record is from RefSeq and is a predicted model, not a curated record. The transcript is spliced from 2 exons. Lineage: Eukaryota; Metazoa; Chordata; Actinopteri; Characiformes; Serrasalmidae.
CCCCCGCCGAGAGGGCAGCAGGCACGGAGAACACGGCGGAGGCAAAAAAGAAAAACUAAACAAAACGCGGAAAAUGGCUUUUAAAACCCCCCCGAAACCCAGAAAAAGGCUUUUUUAUGGGGUGGCAGAGGUCCUCGCUGAAUUUGAAAGGCCAAGUGACACAGAGGAUUUCGUGGAAUCGGAGAGCAGCGAUAGCAACUACGACUCUGCGGAGGAGGAGGCCUUUCUCCGGGGACGGGACCCUGCUGGUGACGAGAUCGAUUCUGGGUCAGGUGAGGAGUGGGAGCCUGCAUUUCCUAAACGCAGUAGGUUGGUCACCCCAACUCCAGCUGCAUCUCGGGGGCUAUCAAGCCCCUUGCCUAGAACCUCCACCCCCACCCAGAGACCAACUGUGAAAAAGAAGGCAGCACAGGGAAGUCCAAGCUCAUCAGGUGCUGCUCUUCUUUCACCAAGAAGGCAAGUUGGGAGUCCACCUCAGGUCUUGGAGCAGGAUGAAGAGGACAGGUGGCAUGACAUCACUGACGAGGAUGAAGAACCCAGUCUCUUCAGAUUUCUUCCCAAGCGACCACCAGGACCACAACUUUUGCCAAACCCAAUAUACUCGCCUCUGCAGUUGUUCCAGCUGUUUUUCAGCUCUUCUGUUGUCCGAACACUUGUGGACAACACAAACAAGUUUGGAGAGGUUUCAGCUGCAGCUGGAAAGAAGAUAAAGUGGGCUGAAGUUUCUGUUGGUGAGUUUUAUGCCUUCAUCGGAAUCAUUGUGUACAUGGGCUUGGUGAAAGUGAAGAGUAUCAAGGAUUUAUGGUCCAAGAACCAGCUGUACCAAUUCGCAUUCCCGUCCACAGUGAUGAGCAGCAAGAGAUUUGCUGCCAUUUCAAGCAAUCUCCAUAUGUCUGACCCUCAGGAGGAUGAAGAAAACAUGAAAAAGAAAGGAACUCCUGCUUAUGACAGACUAUUCAAGAUAAAGCCCCUGUACACCAACAUCCUCUCAGCAUGCCGCAGUUUUUUCCAGCCCAGGAGAGAAUUGUCCAUAGACGAACGAAUGGUGGCUUCUAAAGCAAGAAAUGGACUGAAGCAGUAUAUGAAGGCAAAGCCCACUAAAUGGGGCUACAAAUUGUUCAUCCUGGCAGAUUCAGCAAGUGGGUACACAUGGAAUUUUUUUGUGUACGAAGGGAGAAGUGCCUUCACAUCAGGAAAAGGACUAAGCUAUGAUACAGUCCACACACUACUGGAUUUUUCACUGCUUGGCCAUGGAUACAGGGUGUACAUGGACAAUUUUUACACCAGCCCAACCCUUUUCACUGACCUACUGCAGAACAACACUCUUGCUUGUGGUACCCUGCGUUCCAAUUGGCAAGGAUUUCUACACACAAAACGGAAUGAUCUUCCAAAGAGGGCAGAAAGAGGAACCAUCCGCUGGUACCGACAUGGAAAGCUGCUGUAUGUCAAAUGGAUGGACACAAGAGCGGUAACCAUGUGUUCCACAAUGCACAAGGCCUACAAAGGGGACACAGUGGAGAGAAGGGUGAAAGACAAACAAGGCGUGUGGAGUACCAUCUCUGUUCCCGUUCCGGCUGCUGUGAAGGACUAUAACAAGCACAUGGGUGGCGUCGACCUUUCAGAUGCACUGAUUGGGUACUACAAUGUCCUCCACAAGUGUAGAAAAUGGUACAAGACAUUCUUUUUCCAUUUCAUUGACAUCGGAAUUGUGAACAGCUUCAUUCUGCACCAACAACUGGCUGACAUCCAUGGACAGGCCUCUCUAACACAAAAAGCAUUCAGAGAAGCCUUAGUGAUAGAACUCACAAACGUCAUGAAAAGGUCUGAAGAAGUUGCAGGACCUUCAGACCCAUCCAAGCAGCCAGCCCAGGAGAAGUGCAUGCCUGCAUUCUUUUCUGGUGAUGGUACUGCAGGAAGGAGAAAAUGUGAAAACUGCAAAAAAGAAGGGCGGCAAACAAAGACUCCAGUUUUCUGUGCAAAAUGUGACGUGGCGUUGUGCCUAGUACCAUCACGCAACUGCUUCAAGCAGUGGCAUGAUGAAAAGUAAAAGAAGGCAGAA